AUGGACCCAGACGAGUCGUUUGGGAUGCAGCGGAUGUCGCUGGGACCGACAGGGGCAGCAAUGCUUAAAAACAGGCUCGACCCGGCUAACAAUGGAAUACGAUCGACUCAAAUUCCGGCUUCACAGAAUGCAAACACGGUGGAGACAAGCCAGUUGCAAACAUAUUCCAAGGCCGCCAUGGACAAAUUCAUUCGCGAUCGCGAAGAACAAGUAUCUAACUACCCGAUCGUCCCAGACGUCGAAAUGGAUUCAGUAGACUCAUACCGCGAUCGACCGGGAGAACAUGAGUCAGAACGCAGGGGACCAUAUGAUCUAAGACGACCACAAGUGGCAACUGCAGGAACCGCCCCUACGGGAGGUUUCAGCGCACAGAGGAUUAGAUUGUCGGUGAUGGCCGAUCUGAAAGAAUUUUCAGGACGUGAUCAAGACGAAGAACGUGCUAGAGGUUGGUUUAACAAGAUGAAGACUGCCUUUCUACGCGAUCAGGCUCCAGACCACGAGAAAUGUCUGGUAUUUGGAGAACUGCUCACAGGACCUGCCCGAAGUUGGUACAGCCAGUUGAGCCGAUCGACCCGCGAUGAUUGGAAGUCGUUGUCGGAAGGCUUCAGGGUCCGAUAUGGAGGAUAUGGAAUGUCAGCUGAAAGGCAAUACUACCACGCGCGGAAGAGACCGAAUGAAACCCCGUUGGAAUACUUGGACCGGUUGAACGUAGCAGGAAUGCGAGCAAAAGUGGCGUUCAGAGAUGGAUCGCCAGCAAGCCGACGUGAGCAUGUAGAACACUUGAUUGACACUUUGGAUGAUCGAGAGUUGGCGAAGCAACUGACCUUAUUGCGAGUGCAUGAUGCUAACACGAUGAAAGGAACUCUACGCGCUUAUCAGCGCAUGAGUUUUCGACAGAAUAAGGAUCCGAAUGACUCGAACAAGUACCGAUCGAGAUCGGCUACAACGCCAGCCCAAGUAUAUUCGAAUACACCACGGAUGGUGAAGGCCAUUCGUGCAGAAAGUGAGGAAAGAGACUCAGGCUCAAGUUCGGACGAUGCAGAUGAAGAAUAG
This is a messenger RNA of Peronospora matthiolae, 1053 nucleotides long. The record is from the annotation of a GenBank genome assembly. Lineage: Eukaryota; Oomycota; Peronosporomycetes; Peronosporales; Peronosporaceae.